Bemisia tabaci is the source of this 3108-nucleotide messenger RNA. It is a transcript of the gene beta'COP, whose product is annotated as coatomer subunit beta'. Gene Ontology annotation, biological process: intracellular protein transport; retrograde vesicle-mediated transport, Golgi to endoplasmic reticulum; intra-Golgi vesicle-mediated transport. Gene Ontology annotation, cellular component: COPI vesicle coat. Gene Ontology annotation, molecular function: protein binding; structural molecule activity. NCBI's taxonomy places the organism in Eukaryota, Metazoa, Arthropoda, Insecta, Hemiptera, Aleyrodidae. The record is from RefSeq and is a predicted model, not a curated record.
UUGCCGAGUUAACCUCAAUCUUAUUGUUAUAGGUGGUUCCGCACAAGUUUGCUCCUCGAACAAUGAGGAAUAAUUAAUUUAUAAUCUCAUUCGGUUCGGUGUUUUACUUAGCAGUUUCCAUUAGUCUAUGACGUUUUAGUGGAUAUCUCUGUCAAAAUGCCCUUACGCUUGGAUAUAAAACGUAAGCUAACAGCUAGAUCAGACCGGGUGAAAUGUGUAGACCUUCAUCCAACGGAACCAUGGAUGUUAGCGUCUUUGUACAAUGGCAAUGCUCACGUCUGGAACCAUGAAACCCAACAGCUCGUUAAAACAUUUGAAGUAUGUGACUUACCAGUGAGAGCUGCCAGGUUCAUCCCUAGAAAGAACUGGGUUGUGACUGGCUCUGAUGAUAUGCAGAUUCGUGUUUUUAAUUACAACACCCUUGAAAGAGCCCAUUCGUUCGAAGCCCACUCGGACUACGUAAGAUGCAUCGCAGUUCAUCCAGCUCAGCCCUUCAUUUUAACUAGUAGUGAUGAUAUGCUCAUUAAAUUAUGGAACUGGGACAAACAGUGGGCUUGUCAACAAGUUUUUGAAGGCCACACUCAUUAUGUGAUGCAAAUUGUAAUAAAUCCAAAGGACAACAAUACUUUCGCCAGUGCUUCCCUUGAUCGUACUGUUAAGGUUUGGCAGUUGGGCUCGUCGACUCCGAAUUUCACUCUGGAAGGACUUGACGGAACAGGGCAUGAUAAAGGAAUCAACUGUGUUGAUUAUUACCACGGGGGCGACAAACCCUACUUAAUCUCUGGUGCUGAUGAUAGGAUGGUCAAAAUCUGGGACUAUCAGAACAAAACGUGCGUUCAAACACUCGAAGGGCAUACUGAAAACAUAGCAUCUGUUUGCUUCCAUCCAGAGUUGCCUAUUAUAUUGUCUGGAUCUGAAGAUGGCACUGUCAGAAUUUGGCAUUCUGGGACGUACCGCCUUGAAUCGUCACUGAAUUAUGGAUUGGAGCGUGUUUGGACUAUUGCAUGUCUGAGGGGCUCAAAUAAUGUCGCAAUAGGGUACGAUGAAGGCAGUGUGAUGGUGAAAGUUGGACGUGAAGAACCUGCUGUGUCAAUGGAUGUCAGUGGAGGAAAAAUCAUUUGGGCUCGCCAUAGUGAGAUCCAACAAGCGAAUUUAAAAGCCAUGGGUGACACAGAAAUCAAAGAUGGAGAGAGACUUGCGGUUGUCGUAAAAGAUAUGGGCAGUUGUGAAAUAUACCCUCAGACCAUAGCACACAAUCCUAACGGGAGGUUUGUCGUUGUUUGCGGAGAUGGAGAGUACAUAAUAUACACAGCAAUGGCACUCAGGAACAAAGCCUUUGGUUCAGCGCAAGAGUUUGUGUGGGCUCAAGAUUCUUCAGAGUAUGCUAUUCGAGAAAGCAGUUCUAUCGUCAAAGUAUUCAAAAAUUUCAAAGAAAAGAAAUGGUUUAGACCAGAAUCAGGUGCUGAAGGCAUAUUUGGUGGCUUCUUACUGGGGGUCAAAUCGUCAGCUGGCUUAGCUCUUUACGAUUGGGACACUUUGGAUUUAGUGCGUGUAAUUGAAAUCCAACCGAAAGCUGUUUAUUGGUCUGAAAGUGGGGAAUUAGUUUGCAUAGCUACGCAAGAUAGCUAUUUCAUCCUUCGCUACGAUGCGUCUGCGGUAGUUGCUGCACGGCAAGCUGGCACUGUCUCCUCCGUAGAUGGUGUUGAGGAAGCAUUUGAUGUUCUUGGAGAGGUGAAUGAAUCAGUCUGCACUGGUCUGUGGGUUGGCGAUUGCUUCAUCUAUACAAAUAGUGUAAAUAGAAUAAAUUAUUAUGUGGGUGGUGAAAUAGUGACUGUUUCGCAUUUAGAUAGGACGAUGUAUCUCCUCGGUUACGUUGCCAAAGAUAAUAGACUGUAUCUCGGGGACAAGGAGCUCAACAUUGUUUCGUACAGCCUUUUACUAUCUGUGCUAGAGUACCAAACAGCUGUAAUGCGCAGAGAUUUUGAAACUGCGGACAGAGUUCUUCCCACCGUUCCAAAUCAGUAUAGAACCAGAGUGGCUCAUUUCUUAGAAAAACAGGGUUUCAAGCAACAAGCGUUAGUGAUAUCUACAGAUCCAGAGCAUAGGUUUGAAUUAGCGCUUCAACUGGGCGAUUUGGAAGUUGCUCUGAGCUUAGCUGAAGAUGCAGGUAGCACGCAUAAGUGGCGGCAAUUAGCAGAACUUGCUACGAGUCAAGGCAAACUGGACCUAGCUCAGGAAUGCCUACACAACGCCCAAGAUUUUGCUGGACUUCUGCUGUUAGCCACAUCUUCUGGAAACGCAGAAAUGGUUCGCCGUCUUGGUGAAAGUGCCGAUUCAGGAGGAAAAAACAAUGUGGCUUUCCUUUCAUACCUUCUUCUUGGAGAUCUAGAAAAGUGUCUUGAAAUUUUAAUUGCCACCGACAGGAUUCCUGAGGCUGCAUUUUUUGCCAGGACAUAUUUGCCGAGCCAAAUCUCGCGGGUAGUGAAACUUUGGAGAGAAUCACUUACCAAAGUCAGCGCAAAGGCAGGCCAGUCAUUGGCAGAUCCUGCUCAAUACGAUAAUUUAUUCCCAGGUCUCUUAGAUUUUCUGAAAACAGAACAGUAUUUAAAAAGUGAAAGACAGCGCUCACUUCCUGCUGGAGCAUUUCCCAACAUUCCGUUGAACGAUGACCGAAAACCAAUAGAAGAAAUGAAAGCAGCUGAAAGUAGCGGACGUUUCACCUAUGUACCUCCAGCUCAACCUGAAGAAUCUGAUUCUGAAGCAGGCAGUUCCAGUGCAAAACCCGAAGACAAAGAAGAGCUAAUUUCUUUCAGUUCCCCCUCUUCUGUUCCUCCAUCUGUCGUCAGCGCAGCCCCUCAACCUCAGCCACAACCCAAAGUACAGGCUCCUCCUGCGAUCCAAGAACCUCCUGAGGAUGAAAUAGAUCUUGACUUGGAUAAUCUCGACUUGGAUGAUGAUGAUGAUAACGAUGAUGAUCCAAGUACCUAUAACAUAUCGGAUGAUGACAUGCUUUCGUGAUCUGUACAUAGUGCCUUCUCAAAUGUAUCAUAAUUAUUGUUGCUUUUCAAAAAUUUUUUAUCAAUUAUAAGUUAAGUACCUCGAAACAAA